CAGGCGGUUCCCUCCCUCCAUCCACCCAUCGUCUCCUGGAUAUGAAGCGGGGUUGGGGGCGCACGGUCUCCGCUCUGCUCUAGGACACCUGCUCCCAUAACGCCCUCGGCUGCUUGGGGCGGGCGCUUCCGGCACUGUUGCAAGACCCCGGGCAUCCGGAACCCUCCAGUGUCGCUGGGAAUAGACGCCAAGGCCUCACCGGCUAAGUGGAUUGACUUCACAGGUUUCCAACUAAUUCCACGUUUUUGAAAGGCGCUGUUUGGAGACCUGGCCUGGGGCCGGCAGCUGUAGUGGAGGGUAGGCGCCCCUCAGACUGAGAUCGCGACUUGUUUGGCCUGCACCACGUUCCUGAAAUGUACAGGUGCACUUCGUGGCCCCAGAGAAGAGGAGUCUGGGGGCGGCGGACGGUGGACCCGGGGGCGUUCAGCUAGACAGGUUAGGUACGCAGUGCGCGUUUUUCGUGCAAAUGAUUAUCGAGGCCUGCGAGCUCGGGACUUUACUAUUCGCACAUUAAAAAAAAGAAAAGGAAUCCGAGAGACCGUGUCACUUGGUCAAAGGCGCCCAGCGGGAAUGGCCAGGCGACCUCCGGGCUCUGAAGUUCUCUGCAGGAGACCCUGAGCCCCGACUUCCCCCACCUAUCUGGGGGCGAGGUCUCCUUCCACGGUCACCGACUCCACGGCACGCGCCCCCACCGCCGCGGGGCGGGGAUCUAGCCCCCGGUCGAGCACGUGGUCACGCGCCAGCCCGGGCGAGGAGACGUGGGCGCCGCUCUAGCCGCCGCGGCGCCGGUGCCGGAGUCUCGCUGGCGUGACGUACUUCCGGGGCGGUGGAGGGGGGGGAAGGCAAGAUGGCGGCUCCCAUGGAAGUGGCCGUGUGUACGGACUCGGCGGCCCAGCUGUGGAGCUGCAUCGUGUGGGAGCUGCACUCGGGCGCCAAUUUGCUCACGUACCGCGGCGGCCAGGCCGGACCCCGCGGCCUGGCGCUGCUCAAUGGCGAGUACCUGCUGGCGGCGCAGCUGGGCAAGAACUACAUCAGCGCCUGGGAGCUGCAGCGGAAGGACCAGCUCCAGCAGAAGAUCAUGUGUCCCGGACCUGUCACCUGUCUGACCACAUCGCCCAAUGGCCUGUAUGUCCUGGCGGGGAUUGCAGAGAGCAUAUACCUGUGGGAGGUCUCCACGGGGAACCUUCUGGUCAUCCUGAGCCGCCACUAUCAGGAUGUGUCAUGCUUGCGGUUCACUGGGGACAGCAGCCACUUCCUCUCGGGGGGCAAAGACUGCCUGGUGCUGGUGUGGAGCCUGUGCAGCGUGCUGCAGGUGGACCCCUCCAGGACCCCAGCCCCCCGGCAUGUCUGGUCUCGUCACACCCUCCCCAUCACAGACCUGCACUGUGGCUUUGGGGGGCCCCUGGCCCGGGUGGCCACCUCUUCGCUGGACCAGACGGUGAAGGUAGGGACCCCCUCCCCCAAGUGGAUCUGUGAGUCACGUCCUGGCAGCUGGCAGGCUCUUGGCCAGCGUGAGCCAGUGAGUCGCCUCCUUUCCCCAGGCUGGCAGCUCCAGACAGCUCCUAAUCCCCCUGAUGCCUCCCGCCUCAAGGACGGCCAGAGGGUGGACGGUCCAGGCCUGCGUCGGCUUGGAAAUUCCCAGUUGGCUGCCUGUGCCUGGCGGCUCCCUGGCCAGACCUCAGGGGAUUUGAGGGCACACUGGCCCUUUGGGCUUGGCGGUGGGCGGGGGCCGGCGGCGGCUAAAGCAGGUGGGGGGAGGGGUCGUGGGCCUGAGAGGCGAGUUCUGCCCCCGGGAAGGCCGGGUCUCUCCGCAUCCCCGCCCCCCGGGGCCACGGCUGCGGCCCCAGUUCCCCGGGGUCCAGAGCGGCCAGAGCUCCUAUCGCACCCACACCCCCAGCUGUGGGAGGUCUCGUCGGGCGAGCUCCUGCUCUCUGUGCUGUUCGACGUGGCCAUCGUGGCCGUGACCAUGGACCUGGCCGAGCACCACCUGUUCUGUGGCGGCAGCGACGGUUCCAUCUUCCAGGUCGACCUUUGCGCCUGGCCUGGGCAGAGAGAGAAGACCUUCCAGCCGGAGCAGGACAGCGGGAAGGCGUUCAGAGGGCACAGGUGCGGGGCGGGGCCAGGAGCGGGAGGGGUCCCGCGCUCGGGCUCUCGGCCUGGGGUCACCCGUGCCGCCCUCCGUGGGGCUCGUCGUCCCCAGGAACCAGGUGACCUGCCUGUCCGUGUCUACCGACGGCAGCGUGCUGCUCUCCGGCUCCCACGACGAGACCGUGCGCCUGUGGGACGUCCAGAGCAAGCAGUGCAUCAGGACGGUGACCCUCAAAGGCCCUGUGACCAACGCCUCCAUCAUGCUGGCACCGCUCAGCAUGCUGAGCUCGGACUUCAGGCCGGGCCUGCCCCUGCCCCACUUCAACAAGCACCUACUGGGCGCCGAGCACGGGGACGAGCCCCACCGAGGGGGCUUCACGCUGCGCCUGGGCCUCCACCAGCAGGGCUCGGAGCCCAGCCACCUGGAGCGGGCAGAGCAGCUGCACGCGGUGAUGAGCGGCACGAUGGAGAAGAGCGUCCUGGGCGGCCAGGACCAGCUGCGGAUCCGUGUGGCCGAGCUGGAGGACGAGGUGCGGAACCUGCGGAAGGUCAACCGCGACCUGUUCGACUUCUCCACGCGCAUCAUCACGCGGCCGGCCAAGAGAUGCACGUCGGGGCGCAAAGAGGUACCUGCACACCCACGUUCACAGCAGCACGGUCCUUAGUCACCGGACAUCCCCGGUGCCCGUCCACGCACGAAGGGUAGACACACUCCGUGGUCCAUCCACACGCCCGAAUGUGAUCCAGCCUUAGAAAGUGCCACCUGCCACCACAUGGACGGACCCCGAGGACACUGCGCGGUGACGGAAGCCAGACACAGAAGGACACGUCCUGCGUGACCCCACGCACGGGGGUCCCCUGAGGAGUCGCGUCCACAGAGCCAGAGAGCAGACUGGGGGAGCCAGGGGUGGGCAGGGGGCGGGGAGUCUGUGCUGCUUGGGGACAGAGUCUCAGUCUGGGGAGAUGGAAAGUUCUGGAGAUGGAUGGUGGGGGCGGCCGCACGACUGUGUGAGUGCGCCUGAUGUCACUGAGCUGUGCCCUUGGAAGUGGUCGCCAUGAGGGGCACCUGGGUGGCUCGGUCGGUUAAACGUCGACUUGAUUUUUGGCUUAGGUCGUGAUCUUGUGGUUCCCGGGGUCCAGCCCUGCGUCAGGCUCCAUGGAGCCUGCUUGAGAUUCUCACUCCUUCUCUCUGCCCUUCCCAGUUUGUCUUCUGUCUCUUAAAAAAAAAAAAAAAAAACAAAACAGAAAAAUGGUUAACGUGUUAAAUUUUAUUACGCAUUUUACCACAAUUGGGAAAAACACCUCCCGUGUGUUCACUUGUCGAGUCUGCUCGGCAGCCGGGAGAUGGGAACUAUUAUCGCCUUGUAAGUAUGGGGAAACUGAGGCACGGUGGUCAGGGAGCUGAUGCUGGGUCAUACAGCUGAGAAGUGGCAGUUCUAGAUCCCCGCAGAGUCUGGGCUCUUUGUCCCGGCCGCUGACCGUGGGGAGAGGAUGCAGAAAAGGCAGAAGGGUAGUGGAAACGGGCAGCUUCAGAGGGCACCCGUGUGUGUGCGCCCUCGGAGGGCCAAGGGCGGCCGGCUGGCAUCUGCUGAGCUGGCUUGGGGUGAGGGACCGUCCCCUGCCCAGGACGGGCCCCUCAUCCUGAGGAGUCGUGCUGUCAGAGGGACCUCACCACAGGGUGGGCAGAGCCCGGGCGGUGCCUGUGGGCUCUUUACCUCCUGGUGCCUCAGCCAGGACCAGGGCAGGUGGGUGGGCUCCCUGGUGCCAGGGGCCCCUGGCAGGACAGCAGUGACUCAGGCCAGGGCGCGAGCCUGCAACCUGGGACCUUCCCUGUCCUCGGGUGGCUGGACACGGUGGCCUUGUCGGCCGGAACCCAGGCACACAGCUCUGGACGCUCAUCUCCAAAUUGGAUCCGCACUGUUGGCUGCCGUUUGGCAUUUUUAUUUAUCUGAUGGAAUUUUAUUCCUGCCUCUGUAACACUGGCUCCAAAAGGAGAUGGUUUUGUGUGUGAAGAAUCGGCCGAGUGUAGAUUCGCUCAUUAGCACGGGAAUGUUCUGUGCCCUGAGAGGUGUUGAGACACUUCCCCCCGCCCCCCAACCUUGGGGAGGACGGGCUGAGAGGAUUCCGUGCAGGGUGCUGGUGGGCCUGGGUCAGCCAGUGUUUAGUGAGUACCUGCUGCAUGCCAGGGUCACGGGAAGAACCUGGUCAGAGCACGGGAGAAGGCUCGGGGGAUGGUAGGGGGCAGGGAGCUAUGGAAGCUUCUGGAGCAGUGGAGGGUGAUGUAACUGUCCUGUCUGAGCUCAAGCAUCAAUUACAGAGUGCCCACUGUGUGCGAGCAUCAGAGACCACAUUAGCAAGCCAGACCCACUCUUGCCCUCCCACUGUGGAGUAGGGAAGGUGCCACUAAAUAAAGCAGAUAAACCAA
Messenger RNA from Leopardus geoffroyi (Geoffroy's cat), 4513 nucleotides. RefSeq names its product WD repeat domain 18 (gene WDR18). NCBI's taxonomy places the organism in Eukaryota, Metazoa, Chordata, Mammalia, Carnivora, Felidae. The record is from RefSeq and is a predicted model, not a curated record. Gene Ontology annotation, biological process: DNA-templated DNA replication; rRNA processing. Gene Ontology annotation, molecular function: protein binding. Gene Ontology annotation, cellular component: nuclear pre-replicative complex. The coding region runs from base 848 to 2794 and encodes 648 amino acids. The transcript is spliced from 9 exons.